Messenger RNA from Acipenser ruthenus (sterlet), 2933 nucleotides. RefSeq names its product 3-methyl-2-oxobutanoate dehydrogenase [lipoamide] kinase, mitochondrial-like. Gene Ontology annotation, molecular function: pyruvate dehydrogenase (acetyl-transferring) kinase activity. Gene Ontology annotation, cellular component: mitochondrion. Lineage: Eukaryota; Metazoa; Chordata; Actinopteri; Acipenseriformes; Acipenseridae. The coding region runs from base 834 to 2114 and encodes 426 amino acids. Gene Ontology annotation, biological process: protein phosphorylation; regulation of glucose metabolic process. The transcript is spliced from 12 exons. The record is from RefSeq and is a predicted model, not a curated record.
ACACGUCACGGUUGCGUGUGUGUCUUGUGAACGUGAGUCCGCCUCUCUACAGAAAAGCAGAAACGUCGGUUAUUAUUUUUUUUAAUUAAUUAUUAUUUUUUUUGCUUGUUUGUGGUUCCGAAAUUACCAUAAACCCACCAAACCGUUUACCCGUCCGCUGUAAGAGUAUGGGAAGAGGCGUUUGGAGUCGCAGCUUGGCAUUAGACGCGUUUUAUUUCCCCCGAAAAAAACAAAACAAACCCCAAAAAAAAUCCUGACUUUGUCUUUGCUAGCAGAAGUUCUGUUGUUAUGAAGCGGUUAGACGUUUAAGUUUUAACGGAGAGACGUUUUAAGAGACGUUUAAGUUUCGGAAAAGCCUUUUUGUGUCGAUCUGUAGUUAUCAAAUUGCUGGCUUGGCACUAUUUCUGUUUUUUUUUUGAGGAGGGGGGGGGGGGCCCAAAACGUCAUCUCGUUCCUCGAAGAAUUACGUUAUAGCAAAUUUUUCUUGCGACUCAAAACACGUUCACACGUCUUGCCGAGGAUGUGGGUAACCUGCACGUUCGCAAAAAACCGAAAGGAAACGCUAAAUUUAUAGAAAUAACAUCGCAAAGUAGUGAUAGUCACGGUCGUAGUCAUACACACGAUUCCAGGUUUCGUUUUGUUAUUAAAACGAGCUCUCUUUUCCCCCCCCCCGUAUCUUGCAAUAAUACGUUUUAUGUAAUUGCAUCUUUUAUUUAAAUGGUAGAGAGGAGGGGUUGCUGUCGAAUGGACAAAAAAAAAUCCACAUUUUCAACGGCGCGCUGCUUUAAUUUGGGCAGAACUCUUUACAAAAACCGUCUCCCUCCUUUGCAGAGAUGGCCAGCAGGAUGCUGUCGCUUGUGAAUUUAAGGACGGUCGUUUUUUCCGGUUCUGGGAGCAGGCAGGUUACCGUGGCAACCCGGUUCCGGUCUACUUCCGUCACGGACCAUACCGAACUGGCACGCGAACGCUCCAAGACCGUGACGUCUUUCUACAACCAAUCGGCGAUCGACAUUGCGUCGAGCAAGCCCUCUGUACGCCUCACCCCAACCACAAUGCUGUACUCUGGAAAAUCUCCCGAUGGGAGCCAUAUACUGAAGAGCGCCCACUAUUUGCACAAGGAGCUACCAGUUCGGAUCGCUCAUCGAAUCAAGAGCUUCCGCGGUCUUCCCUUCAUCAUUGGCUGUAACCCAACCAUCCUACAGGUGCAUGAACUGUACAUCCGGGCCUUUCAGAAGUUAAGCGAAUUCCCUCCUAUCAAGGACCGCGAGGUGGAAGAAAAGUAUUGCAAGCUUCUGAGACAGCUGCUGGACGACCACAAGGACGUCGUGACACAGCUGGCUGAAGGAUUUCGGGAAUGCAGAAAACACGUCCAGGAGGAGUCUGUGCUCAGUCAGUUUCUUGAUAAGACCCUGACGUCCCGGCUGGGGAUUCGAAUGCUGGCCACUCACCAUCUCGCCCUGCACGAGGACAAGGGGGUGCUGGGGUUCGCAGAGGAGCUAGCUGACUAUAAGAAGCCUGAUUUUGUUGGCAUAAUCUGCACUCGAUUGUCUCCCAAGAAAAUCAUUGAGAAAUGGGUUGAUUUCGCCAGGCGUCUGUGUGAACACAAAUACGGGAACGCUCCCCGCGUCCGGAUCAACGGCCACGUCGCGGCUCGCUUUCCAUUCAUUCCAAUGCCUCUGGAUUACAUCCUGCCGGAACUGCUCAAGAACGCAAUGAGAGCGACGAUGGAAAGCCACCUGGACACUCCAUACAACGUUCCGGACAUCCUGGUUACAAUCGCCAACAACGACGUCGACAUCAUCAUCAGGAUCUCCGAUCGUGGGGGUGGGGUCCCUCACAGCAUCCUGGAGAAGGUCAUGGAUUAUCACUUCACCACGGCCGAGUCCAGCUCUCAGGACCCUCGCAUGACCUCUAUGUUUGGGAACAUGGUGGACAUGGUCAACAGCGGCCAGUCGGGACCGAUGCACGGUUUCGGUUUUGGGUUGCCCACGUCCCGCGCCUACGCAGAAUACCUGGGGGGGUCCCUCACCAUUCAGUCACUGCAAGGGAUUGGGACGGACGUUUAUCUGCGAUUCAGACACAUCGAGGGAAAGGGGGAGAGCUUUCGAAUUUAAAUCCACUCAUCACCUCACACAGACCAGGAAACCUUCACAAUCUAACCUGCACAGCAGUGUGAUCCAUUCCAGGUUUUACUACCAGCUUGAUCAGCCCCCAGUGUGUCUAGGUAACAAGCUCAGGUGUGUCUUAUAAUUAAACUCCUAGUGAAACCAGGACUGGAUCACACUGCUGUGGAACGCGAGACUGAUUCCCAGCCCUGUUUUUUUUAUGUAUAUAUUGUUUAAGGCCUGUCUUUCAGCUGUGAAAGAACAUUUUUCUUUACAGUAAAUGUAUAUGUUGUUCCACAACGUUUUUGGAGAAUUAUCGGGGACCUUUCAGACCCGUGCCAAGGACCCCAGUUUCAGACCUGGUGCAGAGGGGUGCUCACCCCAUUUUGACACACAAAUCUAUCAGAACGCUCGCUUCUGUACGAAAUCAAAUCACUGGAACUGAAAAUCGAAGUUAAAUGCUCUGGUCUGAUUUUUAAUUAAUGACACUGGGCCAGCCACAAAUGGUGAAAUGCAUGAGACCUUUUUCGUUGCCUAAUUAAAACGUUUUAACAAUUUACCAAACGGAAAUUGAAUUUCUCUCGGUUUGCAUGCAGGCCGUCCUGUCAAGUUCUGAUAGAUUUACACCCCUCCCUGACUGCUUGGGGGCAGAUGUAAACGUGUAAUAACUACCUAAGAUGUUUGUUAAAUGAUUCACCAUCAGAUGAAUCGCAACCCACGACAUUUUGUGACGAUGAGGAGUUUCACGUGUAAUAUCUGAAACACCACAACAAAAAAAUAAUAAUAAACGGUUUCAAAAUUAAUAAAUGGUGUGUUUUUUUUCUGUAA